GCAUUCAUCACUAAAGUUCAUACACAAUCUCAGGCUCUCGAGUCCUUGCGAAAAUAAUGAGAUUUGUAAAAUUUCCAACUUUGGGGGUGCUCUUUAAGAAAUUUACACAAAGCUAAUUGGGCUGAUGGGCUCCAAUUGUACCGAUUUAGAAUACGGCCCAAUUAAAAACGUUAUUUAAAUACUGAUUCUCAGUAGUCAGUAGCUGAUGAAUGAGAGAGAGAGAGAGAUCUCGACGGAAGAAGGGAGGACGACGAGUCAUCGUCUUCAUGGCGGGCUCUCGAGGGAGCUCCGGCGAUAGCCGUGGAGAUCCGUCGGUUAUUUCCAUCAUUGGUGGUGGAGUCUGCAUGAUGAAUCCUUCAUGGAGAGAUGAACAGCAUCCAUCUUUCAUCAAUUUUAUUUCUUCAUUUCUAUGUGCAAAUUCCUACCGCCUAAAUUUCCUUCCAAUAUCUCCUGACCUCAUUUUCAACAAUGGAGGACUGUCUGUAGCAUUCAUUUUUGAAACAAAUUGGGAUCCUAUCAGGGUUUCGUCUGUCUUUACCAGAGUUGAAGAGCUGAAGAGGCAAUUUAGGUUUCUGUAUGUUGUUGUUUCAGUUCCAACAAGAGAACAAAAUGAUUCUUUCAAUCAUUCAUACUUCAGGCACAACAUAGAACUUGGUAAUCCAACUUUUGUGCCUGUCUGUGAUCGAGAGAUGGGGUUUGAGAAGAUUGUGAAGAUAGCACAUGCUCGUGGAGUAUGUAAAAGACAAGAUGCGAUCAACACGAUGAAAGAUGAGCGUAAGCAAGCAGUCCAAGGAAUUGAUCGAUUCUUGAGAGUAGUCACCUCAAUACCAGACAUAGAUGAACAUGACGCAUAUGCGCUUGUGCAAUCUCUUGGCUCAAUUGAAGCAAUAUCAAAAGCAUCCAAAAGCUUUAUUCUGGAGACGACAGAUCUUUCAGUUGAUAAAGCAGAGAGGCUUGUAAGUUUUUUCAGAGAUCCAAAGUACUAUCUCAGUCCCAAAAUUAAUUAAAUACUAGGUAUGAUCUUGCAGACUUGUAGUAGCAUAUGAAACUACUCUCCUUUCCUCGUAGCAUACUAGUUAAGGCUAGUUUUCUUAACAUGUAUUAACAUUGUUGGAGAGAAUCUUUCAUUUGGUUUAUGCCAAAUAAUGCAAGACUGAAUUCUCACACCAAUUCAUCAAAGUCGUACUCAAUGUAUUCAAACAUAAAAUUUCCAUGUGGUAAAUAAAACUACAAUUAAAAAUGUUUCGAGUA
Zingiber officinale is the source of this 1251-nucleotide messenger RNA. Its product is annotated as protein PARTING DANCERS homolog. The transcript is spliced from 8 exons. The coding region runs from base 210 to 1007 and encodes 265 amino acids. Lineage: Eukaryota; Viridiplantae; Streptophyta; Magnoliopsida; Zingiberales; Zingiberaceae. The record is from RefSeq and is a predicted model, not a curated record. Gene Ontology annotation, biological process: resolution of meiotic recombination intermediates.